Molecule: messenger RNA, 972 nt
Organism: Aspergillus aculeatinus CBS 121060
Lineage: Eukaryota; Fungi; Ascomycota; Eurotiomycetes; Eurotiales; Aspergillaceae
Exons: 4
Coding region: 1-972 (323 amino acids)
Source: RefSeq, a predicted model, not a curated record
AUGGUGCGCGGGUCCAUGGGAACCGGUGGGCGACCGCGGGAGCUAGAUGACUUGGGAUCCCAACCAGACGUGCCAGAACGGGACCCGUCGCAGGGAGGAGCACAGGAUGCAGCACAGGAUGCAGCAGGAGAAGCCUCGGUCGAGCCACCCAGCGAACGUCCACGGGGGUAUUCACAACGCAAUACCAAAGGCUAUGAUGAGCUGGCAAUGCUGCUGGCACGCGAACCGCCGGCGCUCAUUUUCCGGCGCUUCACGGAGCUGAACACCAAAAAUUUGUUGUAUAUGCAGGCCGAGCUGACAUUUUACGAGAUGUGUCUGCAGCGUCAUUCAGAAGCGCUCGCUCAAGACCCAGAUCCUGAGCAACGCCCCGAAGCGCACUCGGUGCUGGAAAUACUCCAGCAUCCCGAAAGCGAGCACUGGCAACAGAUCUUGCAGGUUCGGGAGCUGCUACAGAAAUAUAAUACCGCUCUAGAACAGCAUCGGCGAUUGCUUCAACUGGAACCCCCGCAUCCGUCGGACCUUCGCAACCACCGGAUCCUCAAGGAACUCGUGGACAAGAACCUUACACCCGGAGAAUACGUUGACGUUGUCCUAGAUCCCACCGAGCAGUGGGAUGAGAGCCCCAGUUACGAUAGGGAACGCGGGGUACACUGGGGAUUCCGAAAUCGUCGCAAGAUCAAUGUGUUCACACAUUCUCUCUUUCUCGUCCUGACGAGCGGGACGAUCGCCUUAGUGAUGUGGGGAUUGUCCUACAUCAAGGGGGGAAAUCAACGCCUGUGGUUUGCCAUAGCCAUGAUCCUCCUCUUUGUGAUUUUGGUUGGGCUGAUGGUCCCCGCUCGACGGGCCGAAAUCAUUGCGAUGGCAAGCGCGUUCGCCGCGGUUGGGGCGUCUCUCCUGGUCAAUUCGGCUACCGGGCAGAGCAACCACACUGGCUCCCCGCCCGCCCGGCGGGUCAUUGAUACCUCCUCAUAG